UUAGGGUUUGUUGAAGGUUCUGAGCGGGGCUUUCUGGGAAUUGUAGUCCUUUGGAGUCGCCCUUAUCUGCUUAGUUGCGGGCUGCGGCCACUGUCGUGUCCAGGGGCCGGGAGGACUGUCUAGGAAGGUAUUCGGGACCGGUGGCGGCGGCGGCAGAGGCAGAGAGGCGAGAUAGCAGAAUGAACACACCAACUAUGGACGUAAAGCCAGCGGUAGUUUCUAAGCAAGCCGAGGAGGUGAUCAAUGGAAUAGCCACCCAGGUGGUCUGUUCUGCGUUCGACGACCACAUCCUGGUUGUAGUGACCCAGUAUGGGAAAAUGGGGACUCUGGUGUCGGUCACUCCAAACGUGGUGUCUGAAGACCUUGGGAAGCCCACAUUGACCACCAAAGUCCUGCUCGGAUGUGAUGAGCCUAUUAUACAUGUCUGUGCUAAGAACUUGGUGAGCUUUGUCUCGCAGGAGUCUAAGAACAAGCCAAUAAUUCUGUCUAUUGCAUUAAAGGACAGAAGUGCGGACUGCAUUAAAACCCUGAAAGGUGUAAUAAAGAGCUGCCAGGUCUGGUGACGUAAGCAAUGCCUUCUGUAUAGGGUGUUACUAGUCAUUCCUGUACCUGUUGCUAGAACCUGUAUAUUGUCCUCGCUGUACAUAUAUCUGCUUUACAUUAAAUAUUUUUUUAUACCUA
Messenger RNA from Pseudophryne corroboree (corroboree frog), 681 nucleotides. It is a transcript of the gene PSMG3, whose product is annotated as proteasome assembly chaperone 3. The transcript is spliced from 3 exons. The coding region runs from base 180 to 563 and encodes 127 amino acids. The record is from RefSeq and is a predicted model, not a curated record. Gene Ontology annotation, biological process: proteasome assembly. Lineage: Eukaryota; Metazoa; Chordata; Amphibia; Anura; Myobatrachidae.